This is a messenger RNA of Suillus discolor, 2318 nucleotides long. RefSeq names its product major facilitator superfamily domain-containing protein. The coding region runs from base 195 to 2084 and encodes 629 amino acids. Gene Ontology annotation, biological process: transmembrane transport. The transcript has 18 exons. The record is from RefSeq and is a predicted model, not a curated record. Gene Ontology annotation, molecular function: transmembrane transporter activity. Lineage: Eukaryota; Fungi; Basidiomycota; Agaricomycetes; Boletales; Suillaceae.
UGUACACGAGUCAGCCAAAUUUAUCGUUUUGCUCAGUAAUACAGGCACCUCGGCACAACUUUCGAGCACUCUACCCUUAAGUAUUAUACCAGCUAGUCAUGAACCUACUUUCCUUUUGCCCCUUCUCUGUUGACGCUGUCAGUCCGUUCUUGAAAUCCACUCGUGGUGCCCUCGAGUGACGAGACUCUCAAAAAAUGACAACGAUGGCCGAGCCGUCAUCUCCAGUCAAAGAGGCCAAACAAAGCCCAGGCGCAUCAUGGAAAAAGGAUGAGGAGCAUAUCGUCCCAAAAAAUCGCUUGGGAAUUGUGUUCUUCGGUUUGAUGUGCAGUACUUUCUUGGCAGCUUUAGAUCAAACUAUUGUAGCCACCGCCUUGCCCACAAUCGUAGCGGACCUUGGAGGGGGGCAGAACUACAGUUGGGUAGGAAGUGCGUACAUGUUGGCAUCCGCUUCUUUGGGCCCGCUAUACGGCAAACUAUCCAAUAUUCUAGGCCAGUGCUAUUUCAGCCGCAAACCCGUACUAUAUGGGUCCAUCGUCAUAUUUUUAAUUGGUUCAGCGUUAUGCGGCGCAGCCCAGACUAUGACAUGGUUGAUUGUCUGUCGUGCUGUACAAGGAAUUGGCGGCGGCGGCAUCAUGCAACUAGUACAGAUCACUAUAUCUGACAUUGUGUCAUUGCAAGACCGAGGCAAGUAUGGUGGUUUCAUCGGUGCCACCUGGGGCAUAGCAAGCGUUAUUGGACCAUUAAUCGGCGGUGUUUUUACCGAUCAUGUAAGUUGGAGGUGGUGCUUCUGGAUCAAUUUGUGCGUUCGAUAUGUAUCUCCAAUGUUUGUGCUCAGAUCGGAAGCUCAUUAUCGAGACAGACCGACUGGCGGCUUAUCUGGCAUACUUUUAUUCUUCUUCUUAAAUUUAAACCCCCAUCAAAGAAGACCAUUCCGUGACCAUCUCCGAGAAUUCGAUUUCAUUGGGCUUUUCGUGAUUGUUAUAGGUGUCAUUUGCCUGCUUAUAGGUUUCAACUCAAGCGAAACGACAUGGCAAAGCGGCGAAACCAUUGCUCUCCUUGCUGUGGGAGGCACGUUGAUAAUCCUUGGUGGCGUUAAUGAGAUAUACACGAAGCGAUCCCCCAUCAUCCCACCUCGUCUUUUUAAAACACGCACAACUGGCUUGAUAUUAGUUUCUGUAGUCUUGCAUGCUGUAGUAUUCUUCACAGGUUCAUACUACCUUCCAAUGUACUACCAAGUUCUUGGCGCAUCGGCAACGAACUCUGGCAUUAAAAUGCUACCUUAUUCAUUAACCACUGCGCUCAUGUCAGCGGUUUCCGGAAUAGUUGUAACCAAAACGGGAUCCUACCGUCCUGCCAUCUGGUUCGGAUGGAGUGUCAUGACGCUUGGUUGGGGUCUCAUGAUCAUGUUGGACAAUACGAGCACUAUGUAUGUUUAUAGUCACUGUCGAAGUCAGGUGAUCACUAUAGCUCUUUUAAACAGCGCAGAGCAGGAAAUCUACCCCUUGAUUGCAGCGCUUGGUAUUGGUUGCUUGUUCCAGACCCCGCUUGUUGCUGUACAAGCAGCAAUGCCUAUCAAAGAUAUGGCCACCAGCACAGGUGCUUUUAUGUUCCUCCGAACUCUUGGGGGUACAAUCGGUAUUACGAUCGGAGAAACUAUUCUUUCCAGUGUCCUUCAGCAGAAACUGCGGGGCAUCCAAGGCCUUACCAUGGACACUUCUGCAGCGGCUUUGAAUGAUAGUGUCAGGCAGAUCUCUUCCAUUUCUAAUCCCGCAGUGCGUAAUGAGGUUAUGCAUGCUUACUCGCGGUCUAUCAGUACUAUUUGGUUGGUCAACACGCCAGUAUCUGUAUUCGGUCUCUUUCUGGUUCUCUUUAUUCGUGGCUAUACGCUAGAGCGCACAAUCAUCCGUGGCGGCGAGAAGAAGUCAGGAGACGUCGAGAAGGGUGCUGCUCAAGUGACGAUAGAAGAAAACUCACCAGUCACAGAGUCAGGAUAUCUUGAGAAGGAAAAGAGACAAGGCUCCAGUGACGACAUCACUGAAUUCGCACGAACGGACACGGAAGAUGACACUAUUGGUGCCAAGUAGAAGACGGAAGCAUAGAGUGAGGGACGUCUGAUACCCCUGUCUUAGACCUGAAAGUGGAGUACCUGAUUAUACCUUAUCGAUGGUGGUCUCUUGCGGUGCAUGAAGCUUAAUGGCUUGCAUAGCGAUUAUUUGCAACUAAAAUGUAUGACUUGUAAACGGAAUAGAGCUUUGUAUGUAUUUCUCUCACUUGCAGAUUAAUGUCAAUCAUCCAAUAUACUCAUGUGUGGAGCAUUA